AUGAUGACUUGUUGUAGUUGGAUUGCUAUCUUGUUGGCUGUGGCUGCCGCUGCGUACUUUUACUUUUCAAAGAAGAGCAAAAAACAGGGUGAAAUACGCAAGCAUGAUUGGAAACCCGACGUCGUCUAUCUCUACCAGUUCCCACGAAUUAAGUCAGUGCCAAAUUUGUCGCCGUUCUGUUCAAAGGUGGAGACAUUCCUAAAGGUCAACAAUAUUCCCUAUGAAGUGUGUACGCUUUCUAUGGCACGAUCAAAGUACGGUCUUUUGCCGUUUAUCGAGUUGAAUGGCGAGCAUAUCGCCGACUCGCAGAUUAUUCUCCACCGGCUCAAAGAACAUUUCAAAGUGAAGGUCUGA
This is a messenger RNA of Cooperia oncophora, 354 nucleotides long. The record is from the annotation of a GenBank genome assembly. Lineage: Eukaryota; Metazoa; Nematoda; Chromadorea; Rhabditida; Trichostrongylidae.